GGUAUAAAAGUGCGGCGAGAGCCGGGCGAGCGCCACCGAAGGCUGGGGUGAGCGAGGCCGGCGGCUCUCGGCGGCAAGGUCCGGAUCCCUCUGCGUUCCGGAGUUCUCUCUGCGAUCCCGACCCCCUGGGGUCCGGACCCUUCUGAGGUCGGGGCUCCCUUUGUGCUCCGCGCCCCUCGCGCCCAGGUUUCUUCUGUGGGGCGGACUCCUCCAGUCGGGUGCGCUGAGCGCCCCGCGGCCAGCCUCUGCGCACGGAGCCCGGCAGUGAGUCCGGCCCUUGUGCCCAGAACCACAGCGGCUGGGGCAUGACGGUCCCUCCUGUCCUGCUUCUUUUUCUUCUGUCCUCGGUGCAAGCCACUGAGCAGCCGAGGGCCAUCACUGAGCAUCCAAGCAUGGAGGCAGCCUUGACCGGGCCCAACGCUUCGCACUUCUGGGCCAACUACACUUUCUCUGACUGGCAGAACUUCGUGGGCAGGAGACGUUAUGGGGCCGAGUCCCAGAACCCCACGGUGAAAGCCCUGCUCAUCGUGGCCUACUCCUUCAUCAUCAUCUUCUCGCUCUUUGGCAAUGUCCUGGUCUGUCAUGUCAUCUUCAAGAACCAACGAAUGCACUCGGCCACCAGCCUCUUCAUCGUCAACCUGGCAGUGGCAGACAUCAUGAUCACGUUGCUCAACACGCCCUUCACUUUGGUCCGCUUCGUGAACAGCACGUGGGUGUUCGGGAAGGGCAUGUGCCAUGUCAGCCGCUUCGCUCAAUACUGUUCCCUGCAUGUCUCAGCGCUGACGCUGACAGCCAUUGCUGUGGACCGGCACCAGGUCAUCAUGCAUCCCCUGAAGCCUCGGAUCUCCAUCACCAAGGGUGUCAUCUAUAUUGCUGUCAUCUGGGUCAUGGCUACCUUCUUCUCGCUGCCACAUGCCAUCUGCCAGAAGCUGUUUACCUUCAAGUACAGUGAGGACAUUGUGCGCUCCCUCUGUCUGCCGGACUUCCCGGAGCCAGCUGACCUCUUCUGGAAGUACCUGGACCUGGCCACCUUCAUCCUGCUGUACCUGCUUCCACUCUUCAUCAUCUCGGUGGCCUAUGCCCGCGUGGCCAAGAAGCUGUGGCUGUGCAACACCAUCGGCGACGUGACCACAGAGCAGUACCUUGCCCUGCGACGCAAGAAGAAGACCACCGUGAAGAUGCUGGUGAUUGUGGUGGUCCUCUUCGCCCUCUGCUGGUUCCCCCUCAACUGCUAUGUCCUCCUCCUGUCCAGCAAGGCCAUCCACACCAACAAUGCCCUCUAUUUUGCCUUCCAUUGGUUUGCCAUGAGCAGUACUUGUUAUAACCCCUUCAUCUACUGCUGGCUCAAUGAGAACUUUAGGGUGGAGCUAAAGGCAUUGUUGAGCAUGUGCCAAAGGCUACCCAAGCCUCAGGAAGACAGGUUGCCCUCCCCAGUUCCUUCCUUCAGAGUGGCAUGGACAGAAAAGAGCCAUGGUCGGAGGGCUCCGCUAGCCAAUCACCACCUACCCUCUUCCCAGAUCCACUCUGGGAAGACAGAUCUGUCCUCUGUGGAGCCCAUUGUGGCCAUGAGUUAGGGAAAACAGGAAGAGGCUAGGGAGGGCUCUAUCCUCUCACAACUGACAUGAGCUCACAGUGUUGGAAAGUUUCACAGAAGCAUCGAGAUGCUUGGGUUCCUAGGAACCUGUCCGGCUUCCUCUCCCAUCUGAUGUGCAAACCUUCUAGCAGAUGUCAUGAGGUGUUGUGCCUAGAUCUUUGAGUAAGAGCUCUGAAAGCCACCUCAGCUCCAACAGAGGAUGGCUCAGCCAACCACUUUCAAGUGUCCAACCUCUGCCACCUUGCCCUUCGUACCACUGAGCACCCACAUGGGGACUGAAGCAUACUAUUGGUAGGCUUGACUCAUGUGCCCAGAAAACAACUUUACUAGCCAAGGAGAACAGGCACAAAGGCUUUCUGAAAUCAUUGGAGCAGUUAUAAUCACACAUCUUCAAUGGCCUUGGCUCUAUCCAUGACCAGACAGGACCCAUCUUGGCUUCUUAAAAUAAAGAGAAAUUAGCAUUACCAUUUUGAAAAGUUCAGAAAAGUACAGACAUGAAUUCAGCUGACCCUGUUAGCCCAUCAGUUUGUAUAUAUAUAAAAAAAGAUGCCUGUUAAUGUGCUGUGAAUUUAUCUGUAACUCUCCAUGUAUGCAUAUUUGUACUUUUAAAAUCCUGAACUACGUGUGUCUAUUUAGACUGUAGUAAUUAGCAAGAAACAGGAGUACAUCAAAAUACUAUUGAACUCCUCCGUGAUGAAUGGAGUUCCUCAGCAGACCUGAAGAGAAGGGAGGAGAGCAAGGUGAAGGCUGAUUCUAUCUUGUAGCCAGCCAGUGGUGGGCUGGGCCUGGCCCUCUCAGAGUUGUUGCUAUCAAGAUGAGCAGCACACAAGAGAGCUGGGAGGUGGGAUCCCUUCCCCCCCAGCCCCCAGAAACAAGAGGUGGUGAAUCACUGCGCUGUUUCCAUGGGCAAUGAGAGAACUUGUUUUCCAACAAGCUGGAAAAAAUUGUGCUUAGACACUUCAUCUGCUCAAGCUGUCUAGACAGGACAUUUCUCUAUGUUGUCGGAAUGAUGAAAUUUUUUUCACACCAUUUCCUUCAAGAUUUCCCUGUGUACAUCACCUGAGAAAUUCGUGUGUCAUUUUUCAAAACCUGCAGGCUUCUUAAAGCAACUUUAUUCCUUGAGGGCCCUUUUGUCAGAGAAGUCUCAUUCCAGAUAGCCAGUGUUCUUUUUUUUUUUUUCCUCACCUUUCCUAUGGUCCCACUGACUCUCACUGUCACCCAUAGAGAGCUGUGUCAGGCAGAGCUGACUCUAAUCCCAGGAGCAGAGCAGUGGCUGCGGCUGUGCCAAGUUCAGAUUCCUAUCUCCUCACAGAGGGGUCACAGAGACAAAGUAUCUUUGGGUACCUGAGAGGGAAACUGAGGUUUGAGGGAGGAGAGUUUCAUCUGGGACUUGUUUAGAACUCUCAGUUGCUAACUGAAGCACAACUUGGUGAAGUCUGCUUCCCUGUAAUAAACCAGGGGAGUUUCUUAAACUAGUCUAUCCAUGAGAGUGUUAGAAAAUUUCCAAGAUUAAAAAAAGUCAUCUACAGAACAGCAGAUUUUUAAAAAGUGGCUUGGAGAGGGCAGAAGGGAAUUCCUAAACAUGAAUUGACUGUUUACAGCCACAGCUUCCGCACCUGUCUGUCUGCAUAAGACAUCUCUGUGAUGUCAACUGGUAGCUGUGUUCCCUGUGUGCUUCUGAGCAAAUGUGACUGGUAAUGGUGAGCAUGGUCUUUGUGAAGCCUGAGCUUUUCCAAUGUGCUGUAAAGUGUGCUUUGUUGUAAACCCCUCUAGGCUCAAUAAAACCUCUCCUCUGUGU
This is a messenger RNA of Psammomys obesus (fat sand rat), 3392 nucleotides long. RefSeq names its product G protein-coupled receptor 83 (gene Gpr83). Gene Ontology annotation, cellular component: membrane. Gene Ontology annotation, molecular function: neuropeptide Y receptor activity. NCBI's taxonomy places the organism in Eukaryota, Metazoa, Chordata, Mammalia, Rodentia, Muridae. The transcript is spliced from 4 exons. Gene Ontology annotation, biological process: neuropeptide signaling pathway. The record is from RefSeq and is a predicted model, not a curated record. The coding region runs from base 306 to 1574 and encodes 422 amino acids.